Molecule: messenger RNA, 882 nt
Organism: Sitophilus oryzae (rice weevil)
Lineage: Eukaryota; Metazoa; Arthropoda; Insecta; Coleoptera; Curculionidae
Exons: 3
Coding region: 303-833 (176 amino acids)
Source: RefSeq, a predicted model, not a curated record
GAAAACCUUAAAAAUAAGAAAUUAAGAAAAAUUCAAUGUUGAAAUAAUUUUCCGUUUUUCUGAAAAACGGUGAGACCGCCAAGAAAAAACUUCAGAUUCGUAAUCUACGACCUCAAAAUAGUAUGUAUACCAAUUUUGGUGAAAAUCGGACGAUUUCCAGUUUUCCCAAUAAUUACCAAACUUUUUUAUGACUUGGAGUUUUGGUAAGGAAUUGUUAAUCUAAGUUGAAUAGAAGUUAGGUAUAUAGUGUUUUCUUUAUUUUCUUCCUAUUGUGAUUAAAGAAAAAAACAAAUAGGUAGGCAAUGGAUAUCGACAUUGAUAUAUCAACAUUAGAAAUCAAAGAAAAUGAAAGGAAGCGUAAUCACAGUGAAUUAUCACCUAGUAGUAGUAGUACAAGUAAUUCAUUGCAUCAAGAUGAAAGUAAACAGAAUGAUUUGAACCCCAGAAGAUCAUUAAGGAAAAGAAUAAGACCAUUAGAACCUACUAUAGAAAAUUGUCGAGUGUUAAGAAAUCCUAGAAAAUUAAGUAUUAAUAGUACAAUGAAGGACGUACAGAAUUAUUAUUUAGACAAAAGAAUAAAGUUGAAUUCACAGGCAUUGGAAACAAUAUUUGAAGAGCCCCAAAAAGAGUUAUAUAUGAGCUCCAAAAAAUUGAGAAGGUGUAUUAAUUUUAUCAACGUCUCUCAUGAGAAACCGAAUAAGGCGAAGGUAAAGAAGAGAGUCCUAAAAGCUAAGAAAACAAAUAAUUUUAAAAAAGUAGUAAAAAAAAUUGAUAUGGAUCUUCUUUUAUCAAAGCUGGCUGUAUUAGAUAAUGCAAAUGAGUCUGAAGAUUAGGAAUUUAUUGAUAUUUUGUAAAUAUACAUGUUUUGAUAUUUAAAAGUUA